CCUCCAUGAAUGAAUAAGCUGUUUCGGAGAAAGGCUCCUGGAUUCGCUGCUGCAGAAAUCACCAAAACAGCAGAACGCGCUUCGCUGGUGCGUCGCUCCGAUCUUUCCACUGAACGGACCAAACUGCUCGGGGGAAACGUGAGACUUGUUUUGGGCAAAAAGUUGACAACUUUUUUAAAUUCUUCCAAAAAAACAAAGACGGCUCGUUUGAGCGACAAGUGGAGUUAUGUUUAAGAAAAGCAAGAGUAAAGUGCUGGUGGAUUAUGCGUCAGAGGAAGACGACAUGUCCUGGCACUAUCAUCACUCCUACAAGGACAAAGACGUAGAAGGAGAGGAAGAGGAGGAGGAAGCCGUCACAGCAGUGUCCAAGGAGGCCAAGGUGAAGAAGAUCAUGUCCAAGAAGGAGAGGAGGGAGAAGAAGAUGUUUUCCUCCAAAGAUGAUGAGCACUUCUUGUUGACCGGAGUCAACCUGGCUGACCGCAGAGGGUCUCACAAGAAAAUCAAGGAUGAUGAGAAGGAGAAAGAAAAGAAGGACAAGCCAGAUAAGGGCCUCUGUUUUUGGGAAAGCGUAACCAUGACAAUGAGGCAAAUCUCACCCACUAAAAAACUGGAGAAGAUGGAGGGUUGGGAGCCGCCUCACCUCAACAACUUAAACGAGGCUGUGACUGACGAAGCUCCGGAGGACAAGACCCAGAAAGGGGACUCACCCGUGUCAUUCCCUGAAUCCUUAGGCCUCCCGUUGGAAUUGGCCUCCUGGGCAGGCCGGGGUCAGGAAGAGGACUCCUCCCGCUAUGCUAACCUGUCGGAUUCCACAGCUGCUGUCAGGUGGACAGCCCGUGCCAAAGUCAAGCUGGCUGGUAUCAGUAGGAUGAGCAGAGCGAUUGUGUCAGAGAGCGCAUGGGAGGGGUUUAAAUAGUAGUGAUUUUUUACCUUUGAUGCACCUCCCUACUCACCUGUAUACCACCAAUAAAGAGGAUGAAGACCUGAACCAAAUAUCUGCUUGUCUCUGUAGUCUAGUUCUGGACAAAACCAGUUAAUGUCAACUGGUAUGGAGAUGCUAUAGUGUAGCCCUGAAUGUAACACAAGAAAUUUGUCCAUAUCAUUUUAGAGUUGAAGUCCUUGAAGACUAUAUAUGUGAUUUCUGCCAGAUUGAUAAACCAGGGUUGCCAGUUCACUGACAUAAAUGUAAAUUACAAUAAAAUGGAAGCCUUACACUACUGUGAUAUCCACUGGUCUGGCAUUUAGAUGUUUUAUAUUGCCAGGAAAUGUUUGAAAUGUAUUGUGGCUGUUAAUGUAUGCAAACCUGCUACUGAAGACUUUAUCCUGCAAAAAUGGGUUUCAUUUCAUUUACAUCUAUGCAGUUAGUAACAGCAUCAGAGCAAAGAAAGUGAGUCUGAAUCCUUAACUUAAACAUCUAUAAUGGGCUUGAAACUAUAUAUUACAGGCGUGUGUGUGUGUGUGUG
Scomber scombrus (Atlantic mackerel) is the source of this 1463-nucleotide messenger RNA. RefSeq lists its product as uncharacterized. Gene Ontology annotation, cellular component: nucleus; cytosol. The record is from RefSeq and is a predicted model, not a curated record. Bases 227 to 916 code for a protein of 229 amino acids. Gene Ontology annotation, biological process: spermatogenesis. NCBI's taxonomy places the organism in Eukaryota, Metazoa, Chordata, Actinopteri, Scombriformes, Scombridae. The transcript is spliced from 4 exons.